AUGCUCCACGGCCACAGCCCGGUGUCCCAGGCCCUGCUGGGGACCUUCUUCACCUGGGGGUUGACGGCGGCCGGGGCGGCCCUCGUGUUCGUCUUCUCUAGUGGACAGAGGCGGAUCUUAGACGGAAGCCUCGGCUUUGCUGCAGGGGUCAUGCUGGCGGCUUCCUACUGGUCCCUCCUGGCCCCGGCGGUGGAGAUGGCCACGGCCUCCGGCGGCUUCGGUUCCUUGGCCUUUCUCCCCGUGGCCAUCGGCUUCGCCCUCGGAGCGGCGUUCGUCUACCUGGCCGACCUCCUGAUGCCUCACUGGGGUGCAGCGGAAGACCCGCAGACGGCCCUGGCACUGAACUUGGACCCUGCGCUGACGAAGAAGUCCGACACGGAGGGUGCCAGGAUGCUCUUCCCCGAGAGCGAACUUUCCAUUCGGAUAGGUAGAGCUGGGCUUCUUUCAGACAAGAGUGAGAACGGCGAGGCGUAUCAGAGGAAGAGGGCGGUGGCCGCCGACGUCGCGGAGGGCCCGGCCGCCCCCGGGCCGCCUCGGGGCAGCGCGGCGCAGCCCGGCGGCAGCAGCUGGAGGCGGAUCGCGCUGCUCAUCCUGGCCAUCACCAUCCACAACAUCCCAGAGGGUCUUGCGGUUGGAGUUGGAUUUGGGGCCGUAGGGAAGACAGCAUCGGCCACCUUCGAGAGCGCCAGGAAUUUAGCCCUUGGAAUUGGGAUCCAGAACUUCCCGGAGGGCCUCGCUGUCAGCCUGCCCUUGCGAGGGGCUGGGUUCUCCACCUGGAGAGCCUUCUGGUAUGGGCAGCUCAGCGGCAUGGUGGAGCCUCUGGCCGGGGUCUUCGGCGCCUUCGCAGUGGUGCUGGCUGAGCCCAUCCUGCCUUACGCGCUGGCCUUUGCUGCCGGCGCCAUGGUCUACGUGAUUAUGGAUGACAUCAUCCCCGAGGCCCAGAUCAGUGGUAACGGCAAACUGGCGUCCUGGGCCUCCAUCCUGGGCUUCGUGGUGAUGAUGUCGUUGGACGUCGGUCUGGGCUAG
Rangifer tarandus platyrhynchus (Svalbard reindeer) is the source of this 1026-nucleotide messenger RNA. Lineage: Eukaryota; Metazoa; Chordata; Mammalia; Artiodactyla; Cervidae. The record is from the annotation of a GenBank genome assembly.